GCAAUCUCCAAUUUUUUCAAAACAAAAACAUUACUUUUUACACAUAAAAUAAAGUUUCAUGGAUUUGGAGGCAAAUAUGACAAAAAUAGACUACGAUCUACAUCGGUAUCCAUUCUGUCUGGUCUGGACACCUAUUCCACUAAUCACAUGGCUGUUACCAUUCGUUGGACACAUGGGAAUAGCUACAUCUCAAGGAAUUAUUCGAGAUUUUGCUGGUCCAUACUUUGUCAGCGAGGAUGAAAUGGGUUUUGCAUGGCCAACGCGCUACCUUCAGCUAGACAUCUCCAAAGUUGGAGGAGGUUCAACAACCUGGGACGAUGCAGUUCAAAAAGCAUCAACAGAAUACUCAAAAAGAAUGCACAACUUAUUUUGGGACAAUUGCCAUUCACAUUGUGGUAUGGCACUCAGUUUGAUGAGAUAUGGAGGCAGUACAUGGUGGAGUAUGGUUAGACUAGCUGCAUGGAUGUUUCUUUUUGGAAAAUAUGUUGGAUUUUCUGGAUUUGUAAAGACUUGGCUGCCGUUUGUGAUUAUUGUGACUAGUGGAAUUUUAAUUUGGAAGCUAGUGUAAAGUUUUAUAACUAUUGUCAAAAAAAUUGUAAUUUAUUUAAGUUAUAAAAUAAAAAUAAGGAAAU
Molecule: messenger RNA, 632 nt
Organism: Chironomus riparius
Lineage: Eukaryota; Metazoa; Arthropoda; Insecta; Diptera; Chironomidae
Source: the annotation of a GenBank genome assembly